This is a messenger RNA of Parascedosporium putredinis, 624 nucleotides long. The record is from the annotation of a GenBank genome assembly. NCBI's taxonomy places the organism in Eukaryota, Fungi, Ascomycota, Sordariomycetes, Microascales, Microascaceae.
AUGGUCGCCCGUCUCCGCACCAACAACUCGGGUGUCCGCAACAAGCACUGGAAGGGCGCCCAGAUCAAGGAGCUCUGCCUCGACAUCAAGUUCUGGGUCGUCUUCUUCAUCGCCUUCCUCUCCAUGAUUGCCAACGGCCCCAUCUCCACCUUUGCGCCCCUCAUCAUCCGCGGCAUGGGCUUCAGCGGUCUCAAGUCUCUCCUUCUCUUCAUGCCCGCCGGUGCCUACGCCGGUACCCUCCAGCUCAUCUUCCCCUUCAUCGCCUACAAGUAUCCCAACAGCCGUGCUUACCUCGUCAUGAUUGCCCAGGCCGGAACCACCCUCGCCGCUCUCUUGCUCUGGAAGCUCCCCAUGGGCGCCACCGGCGGUCUCCUCUUCGCCAUCUACAUUCUCCCCACCAUCGGUGCUGGUUAUGCCCCCGCCGACGCUCCUCGAUAUGCCCCUGGCUUUAUCGUCGUCGUCGUCACCUCUAUCGUUGCCGGCAUUCUCGCUGGUGUCUACCGUAUCCUUUGCGUCAUGACCAACAAGAGCCGAGACAAGGCUGGUACCAUGGAGGCCUUUGACAACGCCUACGAGGAUGACUUGACUGAUGUCAAGAACCCUCAAUUCCGUUACACCUUGUAA